UUUCCCACACCACUCCUCACCGUUCCCUUUCUUCCCUCCCCUACGAACCCUCCCGCCGCCCGUUUCAAACCCUCCCCAGCCGCGAUGGCCGCCGCCAUCACCGGCGACGCCGAAACCGACCUGACCCUGCCCGUUUCCGAUGACCUCGACGACAACGGUUUCCCCGCGUCACCCCCUGCCGCAGCCACCACCAGCAGCUUCGCCCACGACUUCUACCGCAGCGGCAUCGACUGGUCCUCCCUGCAAGCCCCUCCUUCUCAUCGGAGGAGGCCGGUCGCUGGAGUAACGGAGCAAGUUUGCGGCCCGUUGGUUCAGAAGAACCUCUUCCAGGCGUGGGGGAUCGAGAAGCCAGCCGCCGGAACAACGGAGAAACUCUGCGGCCAGCGGGUUCAGAAGAACCUCUUCCAGGCGUGGGGAAUCAAGAAGCCGCCGCGGGAAGAGGCGGCGCAGGGGGCCCCUGUUGGGGCUGGGGCUGGGGCCUCCUCCUCUUCUCCUUCCCCUUCUGUUGCUUGGUCCGGUAGGAAGCGGCGCUGGGGAGGCUCGGACGAGAACGGGGCGUCCAGGAAGCCCGUCGCUUGCCCCUUCUACAAGAAGAUUCCCGGUACGCCGUUCACGGUGGACGCAUUUCGGUAUGGGGCAGUUGAGGGGUGCUAUGCUUAUUUUCUCAGCCAUUUCCAUAAUGAUCAUUACGGCGGGUUAACCAAGAAGUGGUGUCAUGGUCCUAUCUAUUGUACUGCAAUCACUGCACGCCUGGUGAAGAUGUUACUAUCAAUUGAUUCUGCGUAUGUUUGUCCCUUGGAGCUUGAUACUGAGUAUGUCAUCGAUGGAGUGAAGGUUACCUUCUUGGAGGCCAAUCAUUGCCCUGGUGCAGCCCUAAUUCACUUCCGUCUUAGUGAUGGCAAGACCUAUCUCCACACUGGGGAUUUUAGAGCAUCAAAAUCCAUGCAGUUGCACCCACUCCUCCAAACUGGCCGCAUAAGUUUGCUUUAUCUGGAUACAACAUAUUGCAAUCCAAAAUACAAGUUUCCACCACAGGAGGAUGUUAUUGAUUUUGUUGUGAGGACAGCUCAAAGAUAUCUAAAGAAGCAACCAAAAACACUUAUUGUUGUUGGGGCAUACAGCAUCGGGAAAGAGAAUGUCUAUCUAGCAAUUUCUCAAGCUUUAGAGGUCCCUAUAUACACUGAUGCAUCACGAAGGCGGAUUCUUCACUCAUUUGGCUGGCCGGACUUGUCCAAGAGGAUAAGUUCAUGCAAUCAAAGUUCACCACUUCAUGUUCUGCCCCUUGCAUCAGUGCAACAUGAGAACUUGAAGAAUUACUUGGAGACUUUUAACCAAAGAUUUCUAUCUGUGCUGGCUUUUCGACCUACAGGUUGGACCUUUUCUGAGGCAGCUGGACAGGAGCUUGACUUAAUUAAACCUAGCUCUAGAGGCAGAGUUACAAUCUAUGGUGUACCUUAUAGCGAGCACUCAAGUUUCACCGAGCUUAGGGACUUUUUGAAGUUUCUGAGGCCUCAAAAGCGGCAUCGUGAUGGUACAUGAAGAUCGACCAAAACCUUUAGAGGAUUAUGCCUUUUUAAUUCUUUUCUGUGCUGAAAAGAUAGGUUGAACAGAAAUAGAAGUUCUUGUACAAGCCUAAGAAUAGGCGAUCACAACCACAGCAGACGGUGCCAGUAGUGACGCCUGAAGCCUGGUUGCCUUGUCCUGGCCCACAAACUGGCUUCUGCCUGUAUUGUGUCGAACAGCUUGGUGAGUGACAUUGAGCCUCUGUGUUGAAGAUGGCAGCGUUUUUUCUGCUUCUGGAUCUAGUAUGCUGUAAGCAUUGUCAUUUGGGGCAUGUAAUUUACUGAAGCAGAUAAAAAUGUAUUCUGUUGUUCUCUCUUUUGAGAGGCAACUCUGUUUUUUUUCUUUCUCACAUGUCGCUCGUAUUUAAUUCAUUGAAUUUAUAACAUUCCAGACUCUAGUUAUUAAUGCUCAAUCAAAUUCAUUGUUCUGCA
Molecule: messenger RNA, 1994 nt
Organism: Hordeum vulgare subsp. vulgare (domesticated barley)
Lineage: Eukaryota; Viridiplantae; Streptophyta; Magnoliopsida; Poales; Poaceae
Product: DNA cross-link repair protein SNM1
Exons: 11
Coding region: 85-1539 (484 amino acids)
Biological process (GO): interstrand cross-link repair; double-strand break repair via nonhomologous end joining; protection from non-homologous end joining at telomere
Molecular function (GO): 5'-3' DNA exonuclease activity; damaged DNA binding
Source: RefSeq, a predicted model, not a curated record